GCACCUCGACUCGCACCCAUCAACACCCUCACGCACUGUCGCUUGCUGCACCUCCUCGCAGCACUACUCCUCCUACGGACCCCCAGCAUUCAUAUCCGCCUUCCUGAGUCCUCCCGCCCGACCAGCUGCAACCCUCUCUUCGCCUCCCAGCUUCAAGCCAUUCGCCGCCUUUUCCUUGUCGCCUCUGCGAUUCACGAUCCGCCCGCCAAGUCCGAAACCGAUUCGAAUGCGAUAGGCCCUCACCAGUCUUGUUGCCUCGUCGACGCCAAUUCCGACGCGCCUCCCACCAAACUGACAACCUUGCGCGCGCGCGCCAACCCAAAUCGCUCGAGAGGACAUCCUUCGCGGCAAUCUCUGAGGUCUCGGGACUAAAUCAUUUUGGCCUAUGCUUCAAGUUCCUCGCAAUUCCGCCCGCAACUGAGGCCGAUCCGAGAUCCCGCCUCUCUCCGCCUUGACGAGCCAGCCACGAACCGAAUCGCUACUGGCCCAUCACCGCCACCCUUCGAUACGACCUGCGCCCCGCAUCCGAAGAUGGGUGCCAUCUCGGAUGCUCUCGCCGGCAACGGCCUGGCAUCAUCAUCGAAGCGCCCCGGCAGAGACCCGCGCAGUCCUGCAAUCGCAACACCCGCGAGGAGCACCACCCCGCCUCCAGCUUCAGACCGCGCCCGCCUGGAGGCCAGGCAUCAUUUCGAGCCCAGUGGCUCGCGCAACUCGCGGGGCAGUGCACGGGCAAGCGACGUGGGUGUUGGCAGGGAAAGUGGCUUGGAUGCAGAUGCAGUGAACCAUGCUCUCAGGCGGGAGAUGCUGAGCAGGCAGCAGAGGGAAACCACGCCAAACGGAAGCCCGCACAGGAAACGCCAGCGGAUAAAUGGUGACAGAUUUAUCCCUACACGGUCAGGCCAGGAUUUGCAGGCCGGCUUCAGUUUGCUGCACGAGGACGGCUCCCCAGCAACCCCCUCCAAACAGAAGAAGCGCACCCCUCACGGCGAGCUCCAUUUCCAGAAGACUGAGGAGGCAAACCGCACCUUCUCGACCUUGUUGCGAGCCGAGCUCUUUGAGAGCUCGAUCCCGCAGGCAGCCCCCGCGCCAAUAGAUCACACGGUUCCAUCAGCGAGGGGGUCCAAUGUGCAUGAUGGCACCAGAGCACAAACACCUCCCCACAACCCCUCGCCGUCGCUCCCUGCCUCAUUAACUCCCUCCACUCCCCACAAGAACCUCUUCUCGUACAUGUCUCCUCGCCACAACAGCAUCGGCGGGCACCCGACACCAUCGCGGACGCCACAAAGUCGACACGGCCCCAACCUUGACACCAGGUCUGAAAUCUACAGCCUCUCUCCCGUUCGUUUUGGCAGCCAGCAGAUGCUCCUGAGUCCCCGUCGACAACCGAGAGCCGUCAGCAAGGUGCCUUAUAAAGUGCUUGACGCGCCAGAGCUAGCCGACGAUUUCUAUCUCAAUCUUGUUGACUGGGGCAGCGCCAACGUGCUGGGGGUAGGCCUGGGUUCCAGCGUGUACAUGUGGAACGCACAAACAAGUCGUGUCAACAAGCUGUGCACCCUGGAGGACGACACAGUAACCAGUGUAUCCUGGAUCCAGAAGGGCACGCACAUCGCCAUCGGCACAGGCAAGGGCCUUGUGCAAAUAUGGGACGCAGAGAAGACCCGGCGUUUGAGGACGAUGACCGGACACACCGCUAGGGUCGGCUCUCUGGCUUGGAACACACACAUCCUGACAUCGGGCUCCCGCGAUCGCCUCAUCUACCACCGCGACGUCAGGGCGCCUGACCAAUGGCUACGGAAGCUCGUCGGCCACAAACAAGAAGUCUGUGGUCUCAAGUGGAACUGCGAAGAUGGGCAGUUGGCGAGUGGAGGCAACGACAACAAGCUUAUGGUGUGGGACAAGCUCUCGGACACGCCGCUCUGGAAGUUCUCAGAUCACACUGCCGCAGUCAAGGCCAUGGCUUGGUCUCCGCACCAGCGGGGGCUUCUGGCAUCUGGUGGUGGUACCGCUGACAGGCGCAUCAUCUUUCACGAUACCUUGCGAGGCACUGUCAUCAACGAGAUCGAUACCGGAAGCCAGGUCUGCAACCUGGCCUGGUCCAAGAACUCGAACGAAAUCGUGUCGACGCACGGCUAUUCCCAGAACCAAAUAGUGGUUUGGAAGUACCCUUCCAUGACCCAGGUCGCCAGUCUGACGGGUCACACCUACCGAGUGCUCUAUUUGGCCAUGAGCCCAGACGGACGCACUGUCGUCACUGGCGCCGGCGACGAAACCCUGCGGUUCUGGAAUGUCUUUGGCCGGCGGCCCGGGGCCCGCGAGGAUGGCGAAAGCGGUGGACGGUUAUCCGACUGGGGCGUCAUCCGGUGAUGACCCGCCAGUGACAGAUUCUUGGCGCUCGCUCUAGCAAACUAAUCCCGCAUCUCUUCUGCUUGAGUGGCCCGCGGCCGCACCUCUCCAGGUUAGGGCAUGGACUCGUCUCGGUAGGGGGGGUCGCUUCGAGCUUGGUUCCACAGACCUGGGUCCAUUUUCUCCCACCUCUCUUCAUUUUCUAUUUCCGUGCCUUUCUCUUGCAUUGCAGCGGUGUUCUUCAUCAUCCGGUUUUGACUUUUAUCCUUGGUCCUCUAGCGGGGACCGGGCAGCAAACCUAUUUUUAUUCAUGAAUUGUUGGCUGGCUGGCUGGCUGGGUGAAAACGUGGCGGGUGCUCCUGGCGUACAUAGUAUUUUUAUGAUAUCAUGGGCUGGAAGGUUAUGUGUCAUGCCUUGGAUAUUGCGGUGAAGACUACAGCGGAAUCAGGGGCUCUCUACGGCGGCGGUUACAUCAGACUCUGGGGACGGGUCAACAGCCCAGUCGGCACGGAACUCAUGGCCAAGCAUUCAUGUAAUCGACGCAGCCCAGACCCCCGUCGCGAGGUGAAUCAUGACAACUUUCCGUGCGUUUUGCGGUGCAAUCCCUUUUGCAAUUUGAUACUGGGAACUGACCCGAGUGCAAAGAUGAGCAGGAACGCUCUCCCUCUGGUCUUUGGCUUAUGUGAGCACGUUGGAUGGGCUAGCUCGGCCUACCAACCU
This is a messenger RNA of Gaeumannomyces tritici R3-111a-1, 3063 nucleotides long. RefSeq names its product WD repeat-containing protein srw1. Gene Ontology annotation, cellular component: anaphase-promoting complex. The record is from RefSeq and is a predicted model, not a curated record. The coding region runs from base 532 to 2364 and encodes 610 amino acids. Gene Ontology annotation, biological process: positive regulation of anaphase-promoting complex-dependent catabolic process; anaphase-promoting complex-dependent catabolic process; positive regulation of ubiquitin protein ligase activity. The transcript is spliced from 3 exons. NCBI's taxonomy places the organism in Eukaryota, Fungi, Ascomycota, Sordariomycetes, Magnaporthales, Magnaporthaceae. Gene Ontology annotation, molecular function: protein binding; ubiquitin ligase activator activity; anaphase-promoting complex binding.